Molecule: messenger RNA, 1038 nt
Organism: Mitosporidium daphniae
Lineage: Eukaryota; Fungi; Microsporidia
Exons: 2
Coding region: 1-1038 (345 amino acids)
Source: RefSeq, a predicted model, not a curated record
AUGUUGUUAUUGAAGCAAACCUGUUUGUGUACAUUAGUCAUUGCACUAGCAUAUUGUCUUCCUGCCAAAUGCCAAGAUACACUUACCAUAACGGUAGCAGAACAAGUACCGUUUUAUGUAUUAAGAACACUGGUUUCUACUGGAGAUCCAUAUGAAAAAGGAAUGAGCAUUCCGGGCUUAGGUCUGGACAGGAAUAUUGUAAAAUGGGCCAUCGACCAAAAAUUCAUUCCUAAAAAUGUGACGCGAGAGAUCAAUAGAAACGGUCGCGGCAGAUCUCGUCGUCGACGUCCAUGCUCCACAAUGGAAGAGUUAGCAGAAUUUAUUCAAGCCGGCAUGUGUAAUGAACCAGUAUUCGCCGAAAAUGACGCUCCUGGAAAUGCAGACCAAGCCACAGCAGAGGUUGCCAAUUCAGGAAUGGUCGUUGCAGAUGGAAAUGUGCAGUCUGUUUCUGACGCUGCGAAUCCUCAGAAUGCUAAUGCUGACGCUGCGAAUCCUCAGACUGCUAAUGCUGAUGCUGCCAAUCCUCAGACUGCUAAUGCUGAUGCUGCCAAUCCUCAGACUGCUAAUGCUGAUGCUGCGAAUCCUCAGAAUGCUAAUGCUGACGCUGCGAAUACUCAGAAUGCUAAUGCUGACGCUGCGAAUACUCAGACUGCUAAUGCUGACGCUCCUAAUGGAAUGGUUGAAAAUACUGGUUCUGUAGGAACCGGUACAAUGGAAACAACACCCGUUCAGCCUGGUGUAGUUUACACAGAAAAUCAAGGUGGAAAUACACCCAAAGAUGGAUUCGUAAAAAUAGAGCCCACAAACGAGCCAGAUUACAGAAUUUUCGAUGAUUCGUACUAUGCAAGCAUUAGCCAAUUCACUUCUUGGACCAUAACUAAUUCUACAAAGACAAAAACCGCCACCAGCACCAACAGCACCAAAACCACUUCGACUGAUGGGGAAAUCGACUCCAUGGAUUCGUCAUAUUUUAGCCACUCCUUUGCGGUCGUUUCGUUCGUUGGGUCUCUAUUUCUUUAUGCGAUAAUCGGAGUUUAA